CGCGCCAAGUUUUGACAAUUCAACACUGAUGUUGGAAGUUUGACACUGACAGUGUGGUUAUUUUUUUGCGAAUUAAGAGUGUACCGGUGGAGAGAAAUUAAUGAAAUGGUUGUGGAAAAAACACCUUUUUGUACCAAUGCGUUGGAGCAGUUUGUUUUGCUAGCAAAGUCUACAAAGGGGGCUGCUUGUACUGAACUCAUAAAACAGGUUCUGGAGGCCCCAGGGGUGUACGUUUUUGGAGAACUACUGCACAUGCAGAACGUUGAGGAGUUAAAUGCCACUCCGCAGAGAAAUUUCUACAAUACUCUUAACCUAUUUGCUUAUGGAACUUACAAGGAAUAUGUAGCAAAUAAGAACGAAUUUAUUGAAUUAACACCCGCUCAGAAGAAGAAAUUGCAACAUUUAACCAUAGUAACGCUCGCAACUAAGUCCAAAUGCAUCUCAUAUAACAUCUUGUUAGUGGAACUAGGAAUAGCGAAUGUGAGAGACUUAGAGGACUUGAUCAUUGAAGCAAUUUAUGCUGACAUAAUUCACGGUAAACUAGACCAAAAGAAUAGUCAGUUAGAAAUUGACUAUGCUAUCGGUCGAGACAUCAGACCUGAAGACAUCAACGUAAUUGUGAACUGUCUUCAAGACUGGUGUUCAGCUUGUGAAGGCGUCUUAGCUUGUGUGGAGACCCAAAUUCACCGAGCUAACUCUGAGAAAAAUCGAUCAAUGCUGCGAAAAGCAGAAGUGGAGCAAGAGAUUAGUAAUAUAAAGAAAACCUUAAAGACACAGUUGCAGGAACGUUCAGACGGCACGGACGAGGCCAUGGCUACAGAUAACCGAGAGGCAGCAGCUACCAGUGAGAAAGGGAAGAAGUCAACAAAAAUCAAAGGUAUAAGGCACAGCAGUAAGUUUUGGCUUAAAUCUUGAAUAAUGAUUUCCCCUGCGAAUUGUUGCAUUUUUUUAAAAUAACGUAAGUGUGAUUUAAUUGUUGUACUGUAGUGACUUACAUAUUAAAUUCAUUUCUUGUCAAAACUAAUGGAAUAAAUUGUGUGUCAAGU
This is a messenger RNA of Zophobas morio, 1046 nucleotides long. It is a transcript of the gene CSN7, whose product is annotated as COP9 signalosome complex subunit 7b. Gene Ontology annotation, cellular component: COP9 signalosome. The transcript is spliced from 4 exons. Gene Ontology annotation, biological process: COP9 signalosome assembly. Lineage: Eukaryota; Metazoa; Arthropoda; Insecta; Coleoptera; Tenebrionidae. The coding region runs from base 106 to 915 and encodes 269 amino acids. The record is from RefSeq and is a predicted model, not a curated record.